UUCCUUCUCUCGGUGGGCUCAUCAGUCUUUCCUGUCUUUUUGCCAAGUGUGUUCUGCCCUCGCGCUCGUGCAUAGGGUGUGAGCACAACAAGCUGCCAAGAUGUCUGAGAAAAAGUUGACAUCCAGCCGCAGGUAUCACUUGAAGAGCCUGCUGCUCUCUAUUGCCGCUGGCUUGCUGGAGGCUGAAGCCAAGCAGCUUGUGGAAGACAAGGAGUCUUACAUAAAUGAGCACUGCCCAUCACUCAGCCUUCCGAGCUCUGUGCAGGAGCUGCAGGAGCUGUGCAAGAAACUACACCAGAAUAUCGAUAAGGUUGAUGAGGAAAGAUACGACUUGGAAGCCAAAGUAACAAAAGGAGACAAAGAGAUUGAGGAUCUGAAGAUUAAGGUGGUCGAUCUAAAGGGCAAGUUCAAGAAGCCUGUGCUGAGGAAAGUGCGCAUGUCAGCUGAUCAGAUGCUUCAGGCUCUGCUCGGCUCCAAACACAAGGUGUCUCUGGAUCUGAGAGCCAACCUGAAACAAGUGAAGAAGGAGGUCAAGGAAGAGUCUGUUGAACAAGUUGGCGACUGGCGUAAGAACAUUGAGGAUAAGGCUGGUAUGGAUGGCAGGAAGAAGAUGUUUGAGUCCGAGGCUUAAAAGACAAUGCGAUUAUAGUCUAAUAAAUCUUAAUUUAUCUCUGGCAGUCGUUCUGUAACCUCCACAAACAAACACACACACAUACCAUUGUUUCAAUAAAAGUGUUUUACUGAUCA
Messenger RNA from Clarias gariepinus (North African catfish), 747 nucleotides. Its product is annotated as troponin I, fast skeletal muscle-like. Gene Ontology annotation, cellular component: troponin complex. NCBI's taxonomy places the organism in Eukaryota, Metazoa, Chordata, Actinopteri, Siluriformes, Clariidae. The coding region runs from base 101 to 631 and encodes 176 amino acids. The transcript has 7 exons. The record is from RefSeq and is a predicted model, not a curated record. Gene Ontology annotation, biological process: muscle contraction.